Messenger RNA from Ficedula albicollis (Collared flycatcher), 1139 nucleotides. RefSeq names its product coagulation factor III, tissue factor (gene F3). Gene Ontology annotation, molecular function: protein binding. Gene Ontology annotation, biological process: blood coagulation. Bases 17 to 865 code for a protein of 282 amino acids. Gene Ontology annotation, cellular component: membrane. The transcript is spliced from 6 exons. The record is from RefSeq and is a predicted model, not a curated record. NCBI's taxonomy places the organism in Eukaryota, Metazoa, Chordata, Aves, Passeriformes, Muscicapidae.
CCUCGCCGCGCCCAGGAUGCUGCCGGGACCGGCGCUGCUGCUCGGCGCGCUGCUGUGGCGCCUGGCCGCCGCCGGCGAUGAAGAACUACCAACAGCAGUCAAUAUAACUUGGUCUUCAAUCAAUUUUAAAACUAUACUACAGUGGCAACCAAAACCAUCAGGCUACUUCUAUACUGUAGAAAUACAUGGACGGACAUCUGACGUAAAGAGAAAAUGCAUACUGACUUCAGAAACAGAGUGUGAUGUUACUGAUGCACUCAGGAAUGUAAAGGAGACCUAUACAGCACACAUACUGUCUGUAAAGCCUGCAGAGAUGGAUAACUUUGAAGAGCCACCUUUUGCAGUCUCUGAAAAAUUUACACCUUAUAGUCAGACUGUUAUUGGAAAACCAGAGAUAAAGAAUUAUUCACAAGAUGGUUCCAAACUGAAUGUCGUGUUCAACGAUCCACUUACACCAUAUGUAUUUCCUAAUGGAAGCUUUCAAAGUAUUCAAGAUAUUUUCCAGCAUGACCUAGAAUACAAACUCUAUUACUGGAAAGAUCAAAGUUCUGGAAAGAAGGAUAUAACAACAAAAAGCCAUAAUUUUGAAGUAAGUGUUGACAGUGGAAAGAACUAUUGCUUCUAUGUCCAGGGAAUCAUUCCCUCCCGCAGAGAAAACCGGAAUGGCCAAGAAAGCAUGGUGCUCUGUACCAGUGUAGGAAGGAAUAUCUUAGAUGAAUAUGGAACAGAAGUCUUUAUCAUCUUAGCAGUGAUAGCAGUUGUAGUUAUCACUCUUGCCAUUGUCCUUCCAGUGGUUCUGUGUAAACGCAAGAAAGCAAAGAGAGCAAGAGCUGUGAGAGAAAAGGAGCUGCUUAAUGGUGUAUAAAGAAGAAUUAUUGCAGACACUAGUGGCAGUACCAAAGCAAAAAAAACCUGAACAACAAAAAAACCUAAAUUGGGUAAUUGGGUGGAGCCUUUUAAGCUCGCUGAAACAGGAAUUCUGAAGCCCAAACUUUAUGUGGAUUAAAAAAUCCACUCUUUAUGUGGAUUAAAAAAUCCACUAUACAGUACAGAUGAAAAAUCCAGAUCUCAGGAAGCCCUGUGUCAUUAGUGGCCAGAGGCUGGAAGAGCGUUCUGGUGAUCUGUAACAAGCAUAGAAU